Messenger RNA from Acanthamoeba castellanii str. Neff, 807 nucleotides. Its product is annotated as FAM96B, putative. The transcript is spliced from 5 exons. The record is from RefSeq and is a predicted model, not a curated record. Gene Ontology annotation, biological process: iron-sulfur cluster assembly. The coding region runs from base 1 to 807 and encodes 268 amino acids. Lineage: Eukaryota; Discosea; Longamoebia; Acanthamoebidae.
AUGGACGCACGCUUCGUGGAGUACUUUGCGUCGCGCAAUGUCGGUUCCAUGCUGUGCGUUCGCGUGCCAUACCACGACGGCACGUUUGCCAUCAUGCUCCUCCAGUUGUACAACUCUUCGGUGGGCCGCGUGUGGCGUGAGGACGACAUGCUCCUCCUUCAGGAAGCCAGCGCACAGGUCGAGAUCGGCCUGUCGCAUGCGCGUGCCUUUGAGGAGGAACGCAAGAGCAAGGAGCUGGCCUGGCGGAACGCGGCGUUGGAACAGGAGAAGAAGAUGGCCGAGACGGCCUCGCAAGCCAAGUCCUUUGUAAAACGAACAACACAGAAGAUGGAGAGUGAGCUUAUCAAUCCCAACCCAACGGUGUACGCGGUGAAGGAGGUGCUGCACCAAAGGCCAUACGCGGAGACGGACGAUGAUGAAGAGAUGUCCGAGGAGAUCGAUGCGCUUGAAAUUUUCGACCUCAUCCGACGAAUCAACGAUCCUGAGCAUCCACUCACACUGGAGCAGCUCAACGUGACCCAGCACGAUCUCAUCCAGGUCGAUAACAGCAACAGCCAAAUCAACAUCAGCUUCACCCCAACCAUCCCACACUGCUCCAUGGCCACCCUCAUCGGAUUGUGCAUCAGGGUCAAGCUUCUCCGCUCCCUGCCCUCUCGCUUCAAGGUGGACAUCCGCGUUGCUCCUGGCUCGCACGCCUCUGAAGACGCUGUCAACAAGCAGCUCAACGACAAGGAGCGAGUAGCGGCCGCGUUGGAGAACGCCCACCUCGUGGACGUGGUCAACACCUGCAUCGCCCAAACCGACUGA